AAUAGUGGCGGUUGGCGGUAGCGUUUAGUCGGCGUGCUUCUGUUUUCGUAGCGUCCCGCGCGUCCUCCGAAGGUGAAGCAGGGGGCGAUUAUGCCGGUGCACUAAGCGAUAGUAUUUGCACGCUAUUUCUUAACGGAAGCUUCCAGUUCAGGCGUACCGUCACAAAGAUAGGACCGAGGACCGCUACAGCUAUAUACUAGAGGACAAGAGCGUCAACGUCGAACAACGCUAGCCAUGGCGUUCUCCUUCGCCGGUCGCUUAGGCCUAGCGACGACUACGGCCGCAGUACUUCGGUCGCCCGUGCGUCUACUCUGCAUCGCGCCGAUCGCCGACAAGAUCUCCAAGCUCGUCAAUCAGGACAAGGUCGUCGUUUUCAUUAAAGGCGUCCCCGAACAGCCUCGAUGCGGCUUCAGCAACGCCGUGGUUCAAGUGCUUCGCAUGCACGGCGUCGACUACAGCUCCCACGACGUGCUCCAAGACGAGGCGCUACGCCAGGGGAUCAAGGACUUCAGCAACUGGCCCACGAUACCGCAGGUGUACAUCAACGGUCAGUUCGUGGGCGGCUGCGACAUCCUGCUGCAGAUGCACCAGAGCGGCGAGCUGGUCGGCGAACUUGCCAAAGUGGGCAUCAAGUCGCUCCUCAUCGACUCCGUGUCAUCGGCUGACGAAGCAGCCGGCGAUAAGCAGGAGAAACAGUAACGCGACAGUGUGUUUGGUAGACUAGUGGGAGACCCUUUCGGCGACGUUUCGUGUACACGGGUUCGGCAGUGAACACUCUAGAUAUCGCCUUAUCAGAAAACUCGUGCACCGUCCUGCGGUCUGCCAGGAUGAAGUGAAAUUUUUUUCUGUGUGUGUGCUCAGGUUGGCAGAUGCUGAGGAGCCGCGCAUCCCGUUAACCAAAGCGAAGAGUUUCCUGCGAUGUUUCCUGCAUAGUCUUGCGAACAAAAGACUUUCUGCGCUAAGACCAGCGAAAGACAGUCGGUUGUGGCGCGAAUCGAGCAUCGACCGCCUGAGACGACGGUUGAUACCUCUUACGAGGCUACGUGACUGCCGGUUGCGCGGUGAUGGCGGCGGUCCGGCAUUUUUUUUUUUUUUUUUUUUUUCCACUUUCCUCCUCUGCCCUCCUGCGUUCUGUUGUCACUGCUUCUGUGUACAUUGCGUUUCUCGUGUGGAUAUUUGGCGUAGAGUAACAGCCAGUCUGUUUCCUAGUUUUUAUUUUUCGUCGAAGCAACUGGUUGCAAGCGCACAAGUUUUGUGAUUUACCGGCUGUUGAAACGCCUGAUUUGAGCUAUGCAAUAAAUUUAUUCUUUCCACCUG
Dermacentor silvarum is the source of this 1317-nucleotide messenger RNA. RefSeq names its product glutaredoxin-related protein 5, mitochondrial. The transcript has a single exon. The coding region runs from base 235 to 699 and encodes 154 amino acids. The record is from RefSeq and is a predicted model, not a curated record. NCBI's taxonomy places the organism in Eukaryota, Metazoa, Arthropoda, Arachnida, Ixodida, Ixodidae.